GUCCAUAUUUCCCCACCACUGCCCCCAGGCUCGUCAGGACAGAAGCUUAUCUCCUCCAAUCAGUGUACUUAAGGACGACUCCCCUGGCUUUCUCGCUUUCCCCUCUGGCGGAGCAUGGAGCCCCACCUCAGGACCUUUGCACUUGCGGUCUCGUUAGCCAAGAAGGCCCUCCACUCCAAGCUUAUCAGGGCCGGAUCCCCGAGUCAGAGGAGGGAGUGUCUCAGCUUAAAUGUUCCUUCCUGCGGCCCCCAAAGCGCUCCUCCGCAGUUUGUCACCUUCAAAGCUAGAGCCUCUGCUGGGGUCUCCGUCCCCUCCCCGUGGCCGCCUCGGGGGGGCCCCCGGAACCCGGGGCCGGGCACGUCCUGUGGCAAGCGCGUUUCUGGCGGGUCCUGUGUGGCCUUGGGUCUCCAGCGCCCGCGAGGGAGCCCGGAACUCCGUGUGCCGGGGAGCCGGUGCCCGCGGAGCCCGCGGCGCGCAGGGCCGGCCCGGGUGCCCCCGGCGGCGAGGCGGGAGCCCGGGCGCCGGGCCGGGGCGUGGGCGGCGCUUCCUGUCGGAAGGGAGGGCUGGAGGGAGGGGAGCCCGCACUCCUCUCCUCCGCCCGGGGUCGGGCCGGCGGCCGAGGCCACCCUCGCCCCCACGGAGCCUUCGGGGAGAGUGUAUGGAUGUGGACCCCCUCUUCAUCAUAACUUAAAAGGUGGACAGCAGCACCCCCAACCUUUUCCAACUCAGUCUUCCUAGCACUCCCCCUCAGAUGGCCCACGGAGGCAGAGCACUAUGAACCUGGCCGCCGCACCUCGCCCCCUGCCAUGAGCGGGCCCACCCUGCAGCCCCCGGCCGCCUCCAGCUCAACCCCAGGCGCGCCGGCGGGGCCGUCGCGGGGCUGGGCGGAGUUCUGCGAGCUGCACGCGGCGGCGGCGGCCCGCGCGCUGGCCCGCCAGUACCGGCUUUGGGCGCUCGGGCACCCGCAGCAGGCGCCGCGCGCCGAGCUGGUGUCUCUGCACUUCGCCGACCUCUUCCAGCGCCACUUCCGCCGCGAGGUGCGCGGGGCCCCGCCGGGCCGCGACUACCGCGCCGCGCCCCGCGCGCCCGGCCUGCCCAAGGCGCGCAGCACCGAGGAGCUGGCCGCGCCCGCGCCGCCCGCCGCCGGCUCCCUGCGCCAGCUGCGCCGCGGCCUGCGCCACCUCUUCCGCCGCCGCUCGGCCGGGGAGCUGCCCGCCGGCCCCGACCCGGACACGGACGCCGGCCCCGCCGACACGGACGCCGGCCCCGUCCGGCCCGGCCCCGCGCGGAAGCGGCUGCCCUGGAGCCUGGGUCGCGAGCCGCCACCCGAGGCCCUCAAGGAGGCGGCGCUGCGCUACAGCCUGGCCGACGAGGCGGCCAUGGAUAGCGGCGCGCGCUGGCAGCGGGGCCGCCUGACACUGCGCCGCGCCCCGGAGCCCGGAGAUCCCCGCGGCCGAGUGCUGGAGCUCUUCGACCCGCCCAAGAGCUCCAAGCCCAAGCUGCAGGCAGCCUGCUCCAGCAUCCGUGAGGUCCGGCGCUGCACCCGCCUAGAGAUGCCCGACAACCUGCACACCUUUGUGCUGAAGGUGAAAGACCGGACGGAUAUCAUCUUUGAGGUGGCAGAUGAACAGCAGCUAAAUUCCUGGAUGGCAGAACUCCGGGAUUGCCCAGGGCUGGACAGCGUGGAUGCCGAGGCUGCUCCUCCCUCAGCGGGGGAACCCGGCUCCCCCAGAUUCCCCCAGGGAAGUGCAGACUCCCUGGACCAAGGCACAUUUCCUGGGACACUGCCCGACCAGGCCUGCCAAAAGACUGACCACUUUCUGUCCUGCUACCCCUGGUUCCACGGCGCCAUCUCCAGGGUGCGGGCAGCACAGCUGGUCCAGCUGCAGGGCCCCGAUGCCCAUGGUGUGUUCCUGGUGCGCCAGAGCGAGUCCCGGCGCGGAGAAUAUGUGCUCACCUUCAACUUUCAGGGCAGAGCCAAGCACCUGCGCCUGUCCCUGACGGAGCGGGGCCAGUGCCGCGUGCAGCACCUGCACUUCCCCUCGGUGGUCGACAUGCUCUACCACUUCCAGCACUCGCCCAUCCCGCUUGAAUGCGGGGCCAGCUGUGACGUCCGGCUCUCCAGCUAUGUGGUGGUCGUCUCCCAGCCACCAGGUGGGACCCCAAAGCCUGCCCUGGCUGGUGGUGGGGAGCAGGGCUGGGAGCUCUGCGCAACAUGGGGGACUCAUGGUGUGCUCCUGUCACCUGUUCAGGCUCCUGUAGCACCGUCCUCUUCCCCUUCUCCCUUCCUCGCUGGGACUCGGAGCUGGACCUUCCCCACCUUGGCUCCAUGGACUGUCCUCGAGGGCUCGGCACAGAGACCCUUGCUGGCCGAGUGUCCCCCCCAGAGCAGAUCUUCCAUCUGGUGCCUUCACCCGAGGAGCUGGCACAGAGCUUGCAGCACCUGGAGCCUGGGGCUGGGGACCAUGCCCAGGACUUGGACUAUGAGAUGGACUCCUCCCGGAGCCACUUGCGGGCCGUGGACAACCAGUACACCCCGCUGUGACCAGGGCACAGGAGCUGCGCGGGUGUGAGUGUGUGAAUGUAACCUUCCUUCUGGAGCACAGAGGCCGCCCGCGUCCACUGCUCUUGGCAGUUGGGGCUCGCUUUCUACUAGGCCUACACAGGGCCUCCUGAGGCCCAUCCAGCACUCGCCUGGCUUUCUUCUGAUUGUUUACAGAUGUUCUUGUCUGCAGAUGCUGCGGUUGGUUCCUCCCCUGGUCCUAGGGACCAUCCUGGAGCUUCACAGGAGGAGGGGUGAGGGCGGGGCUGGUGUGAGAAUCCUCUCCCUUUUCACUGACACCAGGAAGCCCAAAACACUAACAAGCCAGGGUUCUCCCAUGGCUUCCCCUGCGUAGCUUCACUCCUGUGGCAGUUCCAUGUGCCACAUCUGACCGCCCCAACCCUGCUUCUUCUCUCAGCUUUAGGACAGAAGCGCUGUUCGAGGGCCAAUGACUUUAAACAUUUUACCUCAGGUUAGCUUUACAAAAGAUUCAGGUUUCCAAACUCAACCAUAGCUUAAUCCACUGCACUGUUCCCACACGGAUGGGGCCCUUGUGCAGUCAGAGACAGCCCAGCCCACCCUGUGCAACUCGAUCCCGGGGGCAGCCACCAUUGCGCAUGUCUUCUGCUCAUCCUCAGGACAGCUGCCUGCUGCUGCGUCACCUCUGUCCUCCCUGGUGUAGAGAAGUGAGCACAUCACUCUUGCAGGGAGGCAGGAGGGUGGGCAAGGAGCAGGUCUACCUGGUGCCUUAUGAAUAAAUAACUGUACUCUGGAGUAUGGUGGCUUUCUGGAGGGAGAGGAGCACAAAGGAACUUCGGAGGCUCCUGGGCCUCCAGGUGGCUGCUGCCUUAUAAACUUACUCCCGAAAUGGGUUUUAGGUCCCUCUCUGAACCAAAGCAGAAGCCAGUACUCUGUAGAGGACUGCCUGCAGCUCCUACUCCGUCUGU
Messenger RNA from Perognathus longimembris pacificus (Pacific pocket mouse), 3489 nucleotides. It is a transcript of the gene Sh2b3, whose product is annotated as SH2B adaptor protein 3. Gene Ontology annotation, molecular function: transmembrane receptor protein tyrosine kinase adaptor activity. Gene Ontology annotation, biological process: intracellular signal transduction. NCBI's taxonomy places the organism in Eukaryota, Metazoa, Chordata, Mammalia, Rodentia, Heteromyidae. Gene Ontology annotation, cellular component: plasma membrane. The transcript has 8 exons. The record is from RefSeq and is a predicted model, not a curated record. The coding region runs from base 807 to 2573 and encodes 588 amino acids.